AGACGCGUUGGACUCGUUGUCAAGGUCGUUGUACAUUGUAAAUGUAAAGCUACAAUGGAAAUUAUACUGUGUAUGUUCGUUAUAGGUCUAGUGAUCAUAAUCAUCAUCACUGUCUGCAUAGGCUGCUACCAACGUCAUCACGGGUACGAGGCAGUACCAGACACAUGUCAUCAACCAGCAGGGAUACGUCAUCACCCGCCAUCAGCGCCAUCCUUAGGGACAUACCUGGCGUACCAACAAAACAACACUGGCCACCCCCAGGGACCAUACCGUCCGACAUGUACGGGGAUCUACCAACCAAUCACAGGGCAGAUUCAAAACCCCGUGGCUUACCAACCGCACACAAUGACAGCUCAUCGACCAGCGGGCUACACCCAGCCGUAUUCCAACUACAGUGUCGCUCCGCCACCACACCAUGCUGUAUCAAGUACAUACUAUCAUAACACUGACUAGUGCACAGAUACACAAUCAGUGUGUGGACAAAACCAUUUCAUGAACAGAGGGCUUUGGAAUCUAGAAUACGGUUUCCUGAAAAGUUGGCCAGUGUAGGAAGGGAAGUAACCCUUUGACGAUUCAAUGAAAAAUCAGAUUUUACGCCAGGUAAUUUACAGUCAGAUAGGCAUUAGAAGUUGACAGAACAUGAAUAGAGGAAACCUUUUAUAGCUGACAGAAGUUGUUAUUUUUUUCUAGAGUCGUGUAUUCACGUAAUUUAUCCCUUUUAAAUAGUGAGUGAGUGAGAUGGGUUUAACGCCGCUUUUAACAAUAUUCCAGUUAUAUCGCUGCGUGUCAGCUUAAUGUGGGAGGAAAGCCCCAAGCGAUGCA
Messenger RNA from Haliotis rufescens (red abalone), 822 nucleotides. RefSeq lists its product as uncharacterized. The record is from RefSeq and is a predicted model, not a curated record. NCBI's taxonomy places the organism in Eukaryota, Metazoa, Mollusca, Gastropoda, Lepetellida, Haliotidae. The transcript has 3 exons. Bases 55 to 453 code for a protein of 132 amino acids.